Molecule: messenger RNA, 3221 nt
Organism: Phragmites australis (common reed)
Lineage: Eukaryota; Viridiplantae; Streptophyta; Magnoliopsida; Poales; Poaceae
Product: receptor-like protein kinase HSL1
Exons: 2
Coding region: 181-3096 (971 amino acids)
Biological process (GO): protein phosphorylation
Molecular function (GO): protein kinase activity; ATP binding; protein binding
Source: RefSeq, a predicted model, not a curated record
CAUGUGAUCAAACUUUGAGGAGUGCAAUACCUCUUUGCAAAGAGACACAAAACCAUGGACCCACCAGUCAGCCGCCGCCCACACUUCAAAAGUUAAAACCCCACUCCCUUCUUGACAGCGGUUAAGCUCCCCACCCCCACCACUCCCACCACUCCACUCCACUCCACCCACGCCUCCCCCAUGACUCACCUGCUCCUGCUCCGCCUCCUCUGCCUCCUCCCCCUCGCCGCCGCUGCCGACUUCUCCGCCCUGCUCGCCGCCAAGUCCGCCCUCUCCGACCCCGCCUCCGCCCUUGCAUCCUGGAACCUUCACCACUCCCCGUCCCCCUGCCGCUGGCCGCACCUCCUCUGUUCCAACCCCGGACAACACUCCUCUGCUCCGGCCGUCGGCUCCCUCUUCCUCUCCAACCUCUCCCUCGCCGGCACAUUCCCUUCCCCGCUCUGCUCGCUGCGGUCUCUCUCCUUCCUCGACCUCUCCUACAACUCCCUCGCGGGGCCCCUGCCCGGCUGCCUUGCCGCGCUGCCGUCGCUCAGGCACCUCGACCUCGCUGGCAAUGCUUUCUCCGGCGAGGUGCCAAGGACAUACGGCUCCGGGUUCCCUUCCCUAGACACGCUCAGCCUCGCGGGAAAUGAGCUCGCUGGCGAGUUCCCGGGGUUCUUGCUGGCCAACGCCACGGCGCCGCUCAAGGAGCUCCUUCUCGCGUACAACCCCUUCGCGCCGUCACCGCUGCCGGAUGUUGCCGGCUCCGUCUCUGGUCUCACGGGGCUGCACGUUCUGUGGCUCGCCGGUUGCGGCCUUGUCGGGGAGAUCCCACCGUCGUUGAUCGGGAGCCUGACGAGCCUCGUCAAUCUCGACCUCUCCACGAACAACCUCACCGGAGAGAUCCCGGCGAGCGUCGGGAGACUAGAGAACGUCGUGCAGAUUGAGCUCUACUCGAACAAGCUCACUGGGAGGGUGCCCAAAGGGCUGGGGGCGCUCAAGCGGCUGCGGUUCUUCGACGCUUCCAUGAACCGGCUCUCCGGCGAGAUACCGGCAGACCUGUUCCUUGCGCCGAGGCUGGAGAGCGUGCACCUGUACCAGAACGAGCUGUCCGGCCGUGUGCCUGAGACGGUGGCGCAGGCGCCUGCGUUGGCCGACCUGAGGCUGUUCACCAACCGCCUUGUCGGGGAGUUGCCUUCGGAGUUCGGGAAGAACUGCCCUCUUGAGUUUCUGGACUUGUCAGACAACCGGCUCUAUGGCCGGAUUCCGGCGGUACUGUGCAGAGCCGGGAAGUUGGAGCAGCUCCUGAUACUUAACAACGAGCUGGUCGGCCCCAUUCCGGUGGAGCUCGGGCAAUGUCGGACGCUGACGCGGGUGCGGCUGCCGAACAACGGGCUGUCCGGUGCUGUGCCUCCGGCCAUGUGGGGCCUGCCGCACCUGUACCUUCUUGAGCUCGCCGGGAACGCGCUGUCCGGCACUGUGAGUCCGAUCAUCUCCAUGGCAAAGAACCUGUCGCAGCUGAUCAUAUCCAACAACCGCUUCACUGGCGAGCUGCCGGCGCAACUCGGCAGCCUGCCGAGACUGUUCGAGCUGUCGGCCGCGAACAACGGGUUCUCCGGGCCGCUGCCGGCGUCGCUCUCCGAGGUUUCCACGCUUGGUCAGCUUGAUUUGAGGAAUAACUCGCUCUCUGGCGAGCUGCCACAAGGUCUUCGACGGUGGCAGAAGCUGACACAGCUGGACCUUGCCGAUAACCACCUCACGGGAACCAUCCCGCCGGAGCUCGGCGAGCUCCCUGUGCUGAAUUCCCUUGACCUGUCGAACAACGAGCUCACCGGCGAUGUGCCAGUGCAAUUGGAGAACCUCAAACUGAGCCUGUUUAACCUGUCCAACAACCGGCUCACCGGCGCUUUGCCUCCUCUGUUCUCCGGUGCCAUGUACGAGGGCAGCUUCUUGGGCAACCCGGAUCUGUGCCGCGGAAUGUGUCAAAGCGGCCGUCGAGCAAGCCCCGGUCGCCGCGGCCUCGUGGGCAGCGUCGCCUCCAUCCUCACCGUCGCCGGCGUCAUCCUGCUCCUUGGCCUGGCGUGGUUCUGCUACGGGUACCGGAGCCAACACAAGGGGUCCGCCGCGGAGGCCACUGGAGGUAGCAGGCCCAGGUGGGCGCUCACGUCGUUCCACAAGGUAGAGUUCAACGACGACGACAUCCUGGGCUGCCUCGACGAGGACAACGUAGUUGGCAUGGGCGCGGCCGGUAAGGUGUACAAGGCCGUCGUCAGGCACGGCAGUGAAGACGCCGUCGUCGCCGUCAAGAAGCUGUGGGACGGCGGCAAGGCCGUGGAAGGCACGAAGGACACGUUCGAUGCUGAGGUGGCGACUCUGGGCAGGAUCCGGCACAAGAACAUCGUGAAGCUCUGGUGCUGCUUCCGCAGCGGCGACUGUCGGCUGCUGGUGUACGAGUACAUGCCCAACGGCAGCCUCGGCGACAUCCUCCACGGCAGCAAGGGCGGGCUCCUGGACUGGCCAGCGCGGCACCGUAUCAUGGUCGGCGCCGCGGAGGGGCUCGCAUACCUGCACCAUGACUGCGCGCCGCCGAUCGUGCACCGCGACGUCAAGUCCAACAACAUCCUCCUCGACGCCGAGCUCGGCGCCAAGGUCGCCGACUUCGGUGUCGCCAGGGUCAUCGGCGACGGGCCGACCGCCAUGACAGCUAUCGCCGGAUCCUGCGGCUAUAUCGCUCCCGAGUACUCGUACACGCUGCGCGUCACGGAGAAGAGCGACGUGUACAGCUUCGGCGUGGUGAUGCUGGAGCUCGUCACCGGCAAGAGGCCCGUCGGUCCAGAGCUCGGGGAGAAGGACCUGGUGCGCUGGGUGUGCAGCGGCAUCGAGCGCGACGGGGUGGACUCCGUGCUCGACCAGAGGCUCGCCGGCGCGUCCAGGGACGACAUGGUCAGGGUGCUCCACAUCGCGCUAUUCUGCACGUCCAGCCUCCCGAUCAACCGCCCGUCAAUGAGGGCCGUCGUGAAGUUGCUGCUCGAGACCGCGCCAACGCCGCCGCCGCUAGCACCACCCCCACCGGAGAGCAAGCUGAAGACAAGUGAGGGAAAACCUCUUGAUGUCUGACAUUGUCGCUCUGAAAAUUUGUUAGUACCUACAGAAUCUAGUACUUGCUUAUAAAAUGAACUCAACUACAAGCUUGAUUUGUCCAAGGCUUGAUUCAUAUUGCACUUUAAUAGCUCAUUUUGAUA